Messenger RNA from Mercurialis annua (annual mercury), 990 nucleotides. RefSeq lists its product as uncharacterized. Lineage: Eukaryota; Viridiplantae; Streptophyta; Magnoliopsida; Malpighiales; Euphorbiaceae. The coding region runs from base 1 to 990 and encodes 329 amino acids. The record is from RefSeq and is a predicted model, not a curated record. The transcript is spliced from 3 exons.
AUGCUUAAAAUCAGACCUCUUAUUGCCUCCAUUUUUUAUUAUAAGCUGGGAAAUGGGAGCAAGUUCUUCUUCUGGGGUGAUCCUUGGGUGAAUGGACAGUCCAUUACAUAUAGAUUUCCUGGUAUAGAUAUUAAAGGUUCUGACAUUAAAAAAUAUGUUAAAGUUUGUAGCCUGUGGAGAAAUGAUACGUGGGUUCUCCCUGACCUGCUUGAUGACGUAACAAAUGAUGCUUGGGAUUAUAUUAGAGCUAAUAUCAAAAUUAGAAGCAAUAUAGAGGAUCAAGUUUGUAGUAGAGCAAGAGCAGAUGGCAAAUUCAAUAUUAGCAGUGUUUGGAGGAAGCUAGUGCCUGAAAGAGAUAGAGUGCAAUGGGGAAAAAUCAUUUGGUCUUCUGGUAACAUUCCUAGGUACUCUUUCAUUACCUGGAUGGCUUUGAUUGGCAGACUUGUUACUAAAGAUAAGCUGAGGAAAUGGAAUGUGAUCAAUGAUGAUAAGUGCAGUCUGUGUAAUGUGAACUUAGAGAGUAGAGAUCAUCUGUUCUUUGAUUGUAGCUAUUCUAAGAAGAUAUGGAGAAGUGUUCUGGAUAGAUUGGGAAUUAAUAGAAGGACUAUGUCAGAGAGUUCAGCUUGUUGUGAGCUUGUAUCAGCUUUGCUGAAUAUUUUUCUUCUCUUUUUGGUGAUUUUGCCAAAAACAAAUAAGGCAUUGAACAUACAUAAUGUACAAUCAAUAUCGAAUAAAGCGCUACGCCACCACUAUCAUGAGACGGAAAUCCGGACAACAUGGGACAUCAAAUUCCUUGCAACGGGCGUCGGGCCGCCAUUUAUGGAAUCAUUCCUACAGAAUCAGAAUAGGCUUCCGGCCUCCACCAGAAUCAGAAUAGGCUUUUGGCCUCCUACAGAAUCAGAACAGGCUUCCGGUCUCCUACAAAACCAGAACACGCUUCCAGCCUCCUACAAAAUCACAACAGGCUUUCGGCCUCCACCAGACUCAUAA